Messenger RNA from Heterocephalus glaber (naked mole-rat), 11278 nucleotides. It is a transcript of the gene Pdzd2, whose product is annotated as PDZ domain containing 2. The record is from RefSeq and is a predicted model, not a curated record. Lineage: Eukaryota; Metazoa; Chordata; Mammalia; Rodentia; Bathyergidae. Gene Ontology annotation, molecular function: protein binding.
CUGUCACUGCUGGAAGAGUACCCAAUUUCCAUGUCAUUUGCACGGAUCUUGCUGUGAAAUGAACCGAGCAGGGACUUGGAUACUUCUUGGCUUCCCUCGUUGAGUAUUCUGAAGCCAUUGUCUUGCUGUUGUUCUAAUUGUGUCCUGUCCUCCUCUUGCCAAGGCAAACAGCCUCGUCUUGAGGAGACAUUCCUAGGCUCAUCCACCAGCCUGAACAUGAACACAGGCAGAGCUGACGACCACCAGGGUUCCCAAGGGACAUGGGACCUUGAGGGGUCUGGCCCUCAGGAUCAGGACCUCUCAUGAUGCUGGUGUCCUGGAGUGAGCACCAUGCCCAUCACCCAGGACAAUGCUGGGCUGCACCUGCCCCUCCUCUGCCAGUGGCUGCAGAACAGCCUGCAGGAGGGCGGGGAUGGGCCCGAGCAGCGGCUCUGCCAGGCGGCCAUCCAGAAGCUGCAGGAGUACAUUCAGCUCAACUUGGCUGUGGACGAGAAUCCAGUCGCCCCUGACCACAGCCCACCAGAAAUGGAGAUCUGCACUGUGUACCUCACCAAGCAGCUGGGGGACACAGAGACUGUGGGCCUCAGUUUUGGGAACAUCCCUGUUUUCGGGGACUAUGGUGAAAAGCGCAGAGGGGGCAAGAAGAGGAAAACCCACCAGGGCCCCGUGCUGGACGUGGGCUGCAUCUGGGUGACAGAGCUGAGGAAGAACAGCCCAGCAGGGAAGAGCGGGAAGGUCCGGCUGCGGGACGAGAUUCUCUCCCUGAAUGGGCAGCUGAUGGUCGGAGUCGACGUCAGUGGGGCCAGUUACCUGGCUGAGCAGUGCUGGAAUGGAGGCUUCAUCUACCUGAUCAUGCUGCGGCGCUUCAAGCACAAAGCCCAUUUGACUUACAAUGGCAGCAACAGCUCGGAACCAGGAGAGACACCUACCUUGGAGCUGGGUGACCAAACCUCAAAGAAGGGAAAAAGAACGAGAAAGUUUGGGGUCAUCUCCAGACCUCCGGCCCACAAGGCCCCUGAGGAACCGGUGAGCAGUGCUGGCUGCGAGGCGGCCUACGAUGCCGAUGCCGAUGCCGACGCCGGCUCGGAGCUGGAAAACGGCAGCGCCGACCCGGAGCCCGGACACAGACACAGCUCCGAGCUGGAGAAUGGCUCCCACUCUCUUCAGGAGGAGGCUGCAUCCCAUCUAGGGAGCUCAGCAGCCGACAAAGGGGCAGAGCCUGGACUGCCAAAGACAGAGGCUGCUCUGACCACCGGAAAUGACAAAGGCCGCUUCUCCAAAGCUGGGAAAACAGACUUCCAGUCAAGUGACUGCCUGCCGCGGGAGGAAGUUGGUCGGAUAUGGAAGAUGGAGCUGCUCAAAGAAUCAGAUGGGCUGGGAAUUCAGGUUAGUGGAGGCCGAGGAUCAAAGCGCUCACCUCACGCUAUCGUUGUCACUCAAGUGAAGGAAGGAGGUGCCGCUCACAGGGAUGGCAGACUGUCCUUGGGAGAUGAACUGCUGGUGAUCAAUGGUCACUUAUUGGUCGGGCUCUCCCAUGAGGAAGCCGUAGCCAUUCUUCGCUCCGCCACUGGAAUGGUGCAGCUGGUGGUGGCCAGCAAGGAGACCUCUGCAGAAGACCUCCUUAGGCUGACUUCUAAGAGCUUGUGCGAUCUGACCAGCUCAGUAGAGGACGUUUCCUCUUGGACUGACAACGAAGACCCCGAGCUGGAUGGGGAAGAGGAGGAAAGGACCAGCUCAUCUUCUGUCCAGAGAGCAAUGCCCGGCACCAACGAGCCCCAAGACGUGUGCGGCCCUGAGGAUUCCAAGGGGAGCCUACAAAGUCCCAAACAGGGCAGCAGUAAAAUGAAGCUCAAGAGUCGUCUUUCGGGGGGUGUCCACCGACUAGAGUCUGUUGAAGAAUAUAACGAGCUGAUGGUGCGCAAUGGAGACCCUCGAAUCAGGAUGCUGGAGGUCUCCCGAGAUGGCCGGAAGCACUCUCUUCCUCAGCUUCUGGACUCUUCUGGGACAGGACAGGAAUACCACAUCGUGAAGAAGUCCACCCGCUCCCUAAGUGCAACUCACGUGGAGUCUCCUUGGAGACUCAUUCGGCCAUCUGUUAUCUCCAUCAUUGGGCUGUACAAAGAAAAAGGCAAGGGUCUUGGCUUUAGCAUUGCCGGAGGUCGAGACUGCAUUCGAGGCCAGAUGGGGAUUUUUGUCAAGACCAUUUUCCCAAAUGGGUCAGCUGCAGAGGAUGGAAGACUGAAAGAAGGGGAUGAAAUCCUAGAUGUAAAUGGAAUACCAAUAAAGGGCUUGACGUUUCAAGAAGCCAUUCAUACCUUUAAGCAAAUCCGGAGCGGGCUGUUUGUCUUAACGGUUCGCACCAAGUUACUGAGCCCCAGCCUCACGCCCUGCUCGACCCCCACACACAUGAGCAGAUCUAGCUCUCCAAACUUCAACAGCAGUGGGGGGACCUCAGCGGGAGGCUCUGAGGAAGGCAGCUCCUCCUCCACUGCGGGACGCAAGGCCCCGGGGCCCAAGGACAGAAUCGUCAUGGAAGUCACACUCAACAAAGAGCCAAGGGUUGGACUAGGCAUUGGUGCCUGCUGCUUGGCUUUGGAAAACUGUCCCCCAGGCAUCUACAUCCACAGCCUGGCACCGGGAUCCGUGGCCAAGAUGGAGAGUAACCUGAGCCGUGGAGACCAAAUCCUAGAAGUGAACUCCGUCAAUGUUCGCCAUGCUGCUCUAAGCAAAGUGCACUCCAUCUUGAGCAAGUGCCCUCCGGGACCCGUUCGCCUGGUCAUCGGCCGCCACCCUAACCCCAAGGUUUCCGAGCAGGAAAUGGAUGAAGUGAUAGCACGCAGCACUUACCAGGAGAGCAAAGAGGCCAAUUCCUUUCCUGGCUUAGGUACCCCCUUGAAGAGUCCUUCUCUUGCCAAAAAGGACUCCCUUAUUUCUGAUUCUGAAUUCUCCCAGUACUUUGCCCAUGAUGCCCAGGGCUCCUUGUCAGACUUUAUGGUGGCCGGCUCCGAGGACGAGGAUCAUGCAGGCAGUGGCUGCAGCACAUCCGAGGACAGCAGCCUGACUCUCAGCACUUCCACUCACAGGGAGCCAGAAAAAGCCAGGGCCAAUAGCCUCAUGUCUCUCGGAAGCCAGUGGGCCUCUGGACUCUUCCACAAGCAGGUGACGGUUGCCAGACAAGCCAGUCUCCCUGGAAGCCCGCAGGCCCUCAGGAAUCCUCUCCUCCGCCAGAGGAAAGUGGGCUGCUAUGAUGCCAAUGAUGCCAGUGAUGAGGAAGAGUUUGAUGGAGAGAGAGACUGCAUUUCACUCCCAGGAGCCCUCCCAGGUCCUGGCAGGCCACUGUCAGAGGAUGGCGCCAGGCACAUCUCCGUGACUAUAGAGGGCAACAAGCAAAAGGAACCACCCCAGAAAACACUGGUCAGCAAGGCCUCCUCCGUGCCGCUCCUGGGCAGCUCCCUGGACUUGGAGGGGAGCGUGCCAGUGGUGCUUGCUCCUUUCCAGGCAGCUGGCAGGGUCCCCAAGAGUGGCCCUGGAAGCUCAGGAAGAAAGGAACUGUCAGGAUCCAGGAGUUCACCCAAACUGGAAUACAGAGUCCACAUAGACACCCAGGGUGUGAUGAGCACGGAGAACCCUGUUUCUCCCAAGCAGAAGAGUGAAGACCUGGUGUCCAGGCACAAACCAGUGGCCAAGGUCACCCCUUGCUGCAAGAGGCCCACGGCAGAGGCUGGGCUCAGCAGCUCCAAGACAGCGGCCCUGACGGGCAGAGCCGAUCAACCGUGUGGUCAGGACUUGAAUGUCAGAGCUACUCUCAUUGGCGAGACCGUCCCUGAUCCUCAGCAAGAUGGAACCACAGAGAAGGAACCUCUGGGAAAGCUGGGCCCUGGGGACGGACGUGUCCCCACUGACUGCGGGACACGCAGAGCUCUGUCCCACAUGGACACUGGACGCCUCACAGAGAACCUGUCCGAAGCUGCACCAGAGCAGGGACCAGAACCCGAGACUGGACUGGACGGCUCCCCUGCCCUCCUCCCGGCCCCAGGAAAGAAGGGAUCCGCUCAUCCUCUCCCCGGCCGGGUCUCUGCAGACACAGGGCCAGUCAGCCGGCCUGACAGCCCCAGCCAGCCCGCCGCGUCCAGGCUCCGUGAGCCCGAGUGCCAGGGGAGCUCUGUGGUGAGGCUGGCCCAAGAGUGCCACACGGCCCCAGUGGGGACUGCCAUGGCUCCUCCUGACCUCAGCGAGACCCAGGCUGCGCCAGGAGCCCGCCCACCCCAGGACACCAUGGAAGUGGCUGCCUCAAGGGGCUCGGGACCAGGGCCUGAGGGAGCCGCUCCAGCCAGCUCUGUCCUGCCUCGAGGCCCCCUUGCUUCCCAGGAGGGGCGUCCAGGAGCUCCAAGUCACCACAGGCAGGCUGCUGAAAUGACCGGAGUCUGCACACCUCACAGCUCCCCACAGGCUGCCCUGCUCCAGGGCCCGUAUUUCCUACCUGGGAGCCCCUCCCUGCCUGCAUGCCCUGACAGGACCAAACACACCUGGGAUGGUGUCUUGGGGCACAGCUGCCCAUCUGAGAGUGGAGGAAGCCCUGCAACAGACAUUGACAACUUCAUCCAGGAGUCAGAGGCUUCUGCAGCCAGGUCCCAGUCUUCCCAGAAGGGGGACUGUGGAGGUCACGAGGGUUCUGAGAUUAUCCACCAUGAGCAGCCAGUCAUGGGCGACCAGACGCCUUCCCCAAGGAAGGCCUCACAGUGGGCCUCCCAGCCUUCAGUUUUGGAUUCUGUUCAUCCUGACAAACAUUUUAUUGUGAACAAAAACUUUCUGACAAGCUACUCUAGAAAUUUUAGCAGUUUUCACGAUGACAGUAUCUCCUUGUCAGGCCUGGGCGACAGCACAGAGCCAUCUCUCUCAUCCAUGUAUGGUGAUGCUGAAGACUCGUCUUCUGAACCUGAGUCACUCACUGAAGCCACACAAGCUUCUACCAGAGGCAGCUGGUCACCUCCUCAUCCGCAUGGGUCUUCUCACAAGGAAGACACUGCAGAGUCUGAGGAAGAACAAAUCGAAAUUUGUUCCACAAAUGGUUGCCCCAGUGUACCCUCAAUAGAUACCCAUCAUCCCGUCCAGGAUACGCCCUGGCCUGCUUCAGCCAAAGUUCUGCCAUUACAGCACAGUGCCCGGAGUGAGACUGUGGACAGCUCCUGUGAGAAAGCCUCCUUCUUGCCAGGGGCUCCAUGCCCUUCCAUCUCAGACUCUUUCCAGCCACUCUCACUCCUGGAUAUAAGCUCUCAGGAGCAGGAAACUCCUUCAGACAUAAGCAUUUCACAGAUUCAUGAAUCCUUGUGUGCAGAAGACACUGUGGGAGUCACCAGUGCCAGCUCAGCCAUGGACAACAGCCAGCCUUCUAAGGCCACCAGGCACUGUCACAACCCACCAGACACACUCAGCUCCCCCAGCAUGAUAAAUGGCUUGGGACAAAACCUGCUGGAUGACAAAACCCCAAAUGAACAAGUAACAAAUGCUACUGCAACAGAAAGCAUGUACUCCUUCAGUGCAGAUGGCCCUAAGAAUGGAGAGUCAGUUCUGGCAAAUCUACACGUCUCUGAAAGUCAAGACUUUGAUGACUUGUUACAGAAACCAAAAACGAUCUCCAGGAGGCCCAUCAUGGCCUGGUUUAAAGAAAUAAGUAAGAAUAACCACAGUACCCAUGUGCAGAGCAAAACUGAGAGAGAACCCUCCACACCACCAGCCAAGGGUCCUGACUCCAAAAUCCAGGCGUUGAGCUCAAGCCACAAAAAGGGGUUUGGUGUGCCCAGUAGCCCUCCUCCACUCAAAGUCAGUCUUGAAAAUAAGGACUCAUCUAAAAAAGGCUCAGUGGAAGCACUUGUGAGUAACUGUCAGAAAGCCAAAUGUGGCCCUACGCUGAAGAGACUCAGCAUCAAAAGCAAAAGCAAAGUUGGCUCCGAGGUCCCAGCUUCGAACUGUAAGGCUGGUGGGACAGAUCACAGGAAAUCCUUAGUUUCACCCCGGACCUCGCACAAAACACUUCCUAAGGCAAUGUCACAGCGGUUCCACAUAGCUGACCGAGAGGACCCUGACAAAAACACCACAGACUCCCCCGAGUCUCCCCAGGGCAGGCUGGAGAGCAAGCCCACACUGGCUGCCUCUAGCUCACGGAAGCCCUCAGCCUCAGACACGAGCAUCCGAGCUUUCACUUCGGCCCCGACCUCCCCUAAGACUCCUCCCGAGCAAGGCACAUACAGUAGGUUCCACGCGGCUGUCCACUCAGCAGCCAGCAGAGGCUGUCCAGCUACCCCCCGAUCUCCUCAGGCCGGCAGUGCUGACUCUGGCACCGUGAGUCCCACAGCAUCGGGGCACAGUGCGCCCUCGGCAGGGACCAGACAGGGAGAGCAGCAGGGCUCCAGCCAAACAGACUCAGUAUCAGAAGUGGUCCAACCUAGAGGGACCAACGAAAAAGGAAGCAAAAGCCUUGCUAGUGACUCCCUAGAGAGAAUAAACCAGCUGAAAAUAGUUGAGAUUUCCUCUGAAAGAAGGCCAAAGAAUGCAUGCGGUGACAAGCCAGCUGAAAGUGACAGGCAGGGAGGGCACCUGGCCCAGAGCAACCGUCAGAAGAGUGAAAUCAGAUGCCACCAGUCAGUGGAACUGUCCCCAAAUUAUCCACCCUCUGUCAUGUCUCAUGCCUCUCCCGUGGAGCAGGAAAUGCAACGAUCAUUCUGUGUAGCCAAACUGGUUUCUUCCUCCUCCCCUCAGCUGCCUGCUAAAAAACCAGCUUCCUCUCCGGGAGGAUGGAGCCAGAUACCAGACUCCCUAGGGGUGUCCAGCACUGGCAUCCCAGUGGGCCCCUCGGGGGAGGACCCUCCCUACUUCACACCACGGCCGGCCACCAGGACCUACUCCAUGCCAGCCCAGUUCCCCAGCCAUUUUGGACAGGAGAAUCAUGCCUUGCACAGCCCGGCUCGCUCUCCUCGGGACAGCCAGGUCCCCGUAAAGAGCAGUGGUCACCCGUUGGAGGCAAAGGCUUCCAAAGGCGGCAUUCUGGGCCUGCCCAAUGGACAGGGUGUGGACAGUGUAAAGCCUCUGCUGGAAACAUCAAGGAACCUCCACACAACAGACAAAGGGGACCUCAUCUCGGGCCAGGAGACAAGUUGCCUUGUCUCAGACAAAGUCAAAGUCACCAGGAAGCAUUACUACUUUGAGCACAACUGGCCCCUCGAAUCUACCUCAUUCUUUUCUGUGAAGCAAAGGAUCAAGUCCUUUGAGAACCUGGCCAAUGCUGACCGGCCCACAGCUAAGGCUGGAGUGUCUCCAUUUUUGUCGGUGAGCACCAAGCCUCCCGUUGGCAGACGGUCUUCCGGCAGCAUCAUUUCUGGGAGCCUCUGCCACCCCAGUGAUGCAGCAGCGAGGUCACUGAGGCGCAGCCUGAGUUCCUGCAGUGAAAGCCAAAGUGAAGCCAGUACCCUUCUCCCGCCAGUGAGCAAGUCCCCAUCGAGCUUGACAUUGAUCAUCUCCCGGCAGAAUCCAGCAGAGACCAGCAGCAAGGGUCCUGAUUCAGACCAAAAGAAAUCACCGACGACUCUGGGAAUUCCCACCCCAACCGUGACCCCACCCUCUCCCGUCAGGAAGAACAAGUCCUCGGUGCGCCACACACACCCCUCACCUGUGUCCCGCUCCAAGCUGCAGGACCUGAGAGCGCUGAGCAUGCCCGAUCUGGACAAGCUCUGUGGGGGCGACGAUUACUCUGCAGGGCCCAGUGCGGUGAUCUUCAAAACCCAGCUGGAGAUUGUCCCCAGGAGGUCUCGAAGUGGCUCCCCGGCAGGAGGCCUUCCAGCCAGUGAGCCUGCAGCACCCAGUCCAGCCAGCGAAGCCAGCCAACCUGUCCAGGACCUGCCUUCUGGGAAAAGCUGGUCAAUUAAUUUGGAUCAACUUCUCAUCUCAGUGGGGGACCAGCAGCGAUUACAGUCCAUUUUAAAGUCAGUGGAGUCGAAAUCCUCCAUCCUAACUCUCCUUCAGGAAGCAAAAGCACAAUCAGAGAAUAAGGAAGAUAUUUUCUUCGUAGUGUUGAAUAAAAAAGAAGGCUCAGGUCUGGGAUUCAGUGUGGUAGGAGGAACAGAUGGGGACCUGAAAUCAGUCAUGAUCCACAGGGUGUUUUCUCAGGGGAUGGCUUCUCAGGAAGGGACUGUGAACCGAGGGGACUUCCUUCUUUCUGUUAAUGGUGCCUCACUGGCCGGCUUGGCCCACGGAGAUGUCCUGAAGGCUCUGCAUCAGGCACAGCUGCACAAGCAGGUCCUCGUGGUCAUCAAGAAAGGGAGUGACCAGCCCAGGUCCUCUGUCAGGCAGGAGCCUCCUGUGGCCAAUGGAAAGGGUUCACUCACCAAAAAGACCACCCCACUGGCACCUGGAACUGCUGCUACGGGGAGAAGCGGAGCUGCUCAUGAGGCUCUGUGUGUUGAAGUGCUGAAGACCUCGGCUGGACUAGGACUGAGUCUAGAUGGAGGCAAAUCGUCUACAGCUGGAGAUGGACCCCUGGUCGUUAAAAGGGUGUACAAAGGUGGUGCAGCAGAACAAGCUGGAACAAUAGAAGCUGGAGAUGAAAUUCUUGCCAUUAAUGGGAAUCCCCUGCUUGGGCUCAUGCACUUUGAUGCCUGGAAUAUUCUGAAGUCUGUUCCAGAAGGACCUGUGCAGUUAGUAAUUAGGAAGCACAGGAAUUCUUCAUGAAUUUUAGUAAGGGUCACCUUUUCUCAGUUCUCUUAUUUUAGUGAAUCAAAAUGACUUCUUUAAAUGAUGGGUUGAGACAACAAUGGUAUAGACAAGGACUAUAAAAAUCUCCAAGUUUGUACUUACACAUGAAGCCUCACCUAUUGUGUUGUAGCAACAAUGAAGGUAAACUCUAGAAGCCAUUCACCUAGGCUAGGGAGUUCAUUUUGUUCCAGUGCCUGUCCCCUCCUUUUAAGUCUGCAGUGGGGAUACAAGAGGUGACAUGCCCUUUUUCAUCUGAAACACCUAGCUACACCUCCACAUCCCUCUAGCUCCAUCUCCUAAUAUAUAAUCCUGGUGAGUAGGGACCUGAGGGGUGACACAAAUAUCACGACUAAAAAGACUGUAGUUUCAUAUAACUUUGUAAGUAAAUGACACAGUACUCUUAGGCACAUUCAAUGGAGAGAGGAGCUGUAGGUAGGUAGAUAGUACCCUGAACAGAAAAUGAAUAAUGUCCUAAUCAGUAGGCUGAGCUCAGGAAUUAUCAAAACUAAAAAAGCAAAAUACAGAAAGUAAUAUUUUUUAAUGUAUAAUGUAUGGAUGCAGAGUUCAACUCAAUGAGUUGACUAUGAAGUAUUGAUCAUUUUCUAUUUCUGCAAAUUUAUAGAAUAACAGUCCCAAUAAACUGUAUACAUAGCUCUGAGCUUUGCUGCUAGGAGGAGCAAGAAGUUCCAGCUCUGAAAGCACCUUGCAUCUAGUUUUCAGACUGGUCUUGAGCAAAUGCUUGAGUUCAAGACUAGUCAACAUAAAAGUAGGCAAAACUCUCAGUCACUGGGUCUCCAUUUCUACAUCUUUAAAUUUCCAGAAAUCAAGUAUCUUUUUAAUGUUCUUGGAUUUAGAGACAUAGCCAUUCUUUUUAAAAUACAAAUUUAAAAGUUUAAAGUAAUUCUCUGGGGAGACUUGUUUGGAUGGUUUUUCGUGGCCCAACACACUUCAGAAAUGUAGCCAAGUAAUGGAUCUUUUUCUUGACCUGGUACAGUGACAGAGCUCUGAAGUGACUGAAGUUUUUGCUGUUUGUUUUCCAAAUUCUUCCUUUUGCCAAAACUGUUUUCCUGCAGACUGUUUUGACUCAUGCUGCUUGUGAAACUCCCCUGGCUGCCAUUAGCUUCUUCGGAGUAGCAUCCCCUGUCACAAUGUUGACUUUUCUCCCUUCCCACUGUACCUUAUUUUCCUAAAUUGCAAAGCCUCAUAAGCUUGGUUUACCAAAAUGUCAUAAGAAUGAGAAAGAAAAAUGGAAAAACAGGGUGAGUGAAGGUAAAGGAUUAUGCAGUAUUUAUAAUCCAAAUCCUCGGGUGGUGCAGGCCACCCCGUUGCAUGCCAGGAAUACGGGUGGAGAUUGCAUUUGUCAUACCUGAACACAUGAUGCUAAGAUUUUAUGUUGGCAAUUUCUUUACAUAACCUACAGCUAGGUCUAUGGCUACAAGCCUUGGACCAUUGAAAUACAUUAGCUGUCACCUUUGUACAUUUUUCUGAGUGACCAAUCUUGCUAUGUAUCUACGGAGUUAGCCCAGAGGUCCCUCGAAUGGGAGUGAAAUAUCUGGCUUACACGAGGCCAGAUUUGUCAUUUUUCAACAGGUUAUACAAAAGAAUAUGUAGUACAGGAGUUAGCUAGAAAACCUGAUUGAUUUAGCUUCUAUUUUUCAUUGCAGUUACAGGUAGGAUACUAUAGGAAGUCAGUGCAAGGUGCAUGCUAGAUUGUUUUUUAAGUCUCUGAGGUCAGUUUUGUGGUUUCUGCUCUCUUGCCCAAAUGUUGAGGCUAUCUGAAAUCAACACUGAAAACCAAUUUUUCCCUUCACUCUUACAACAAUGCCUAUUUAUAAGAAAUUCGUAGUCUUAUGUGAUCAGACAGGAAUUUCUAGAGCAAAAUGGAGCAAUGGCAUGGUCUUCUAAGUCCCUACUCCUCAUGUCUGAAGAGUACAGGGUGAAUCUCUGGCUUACCACACUAUGUUAAAAUCAACCAUUUCUACAAGAUCUUGCCAGAAGGGUUCCCCAGCCAACAGUAAGAAUGAGGGAAGAAGCAAAAACUAAACCGUGUUUGACCCUGACAUAGAAAGCUAUUUAUUUGUCUUCGAUGUUCAAGGCAUGACUAGUAUUUCUAAUUAGUCUAAUAAAUUCCCACACUCCCUGAAGUGAACACUAAUGGUAUUGUCCUACUAAAACUUUCAUGUUUUUUUUUUAAACUGGUCAUUCAUUCACAGUAAGCUAUGAGGGUAAAUAUGUGUUUAACAUGUAAAUCAUAGUUGCAAGAAUAUACCAUGAAGGCUGAGGAGCCUGGGUUUCCUUUCCAUCCUCCCACACACAUCUCAUUGAAUUGUAUGGUUGACUUAAUUGGCACCACACCUGUUGUAUAUUAUAUAUUCUCCUUUAUGUAAAAUAAAAUGCCUUAUAUAUUAAAGAGUAAGUGCAAUAAUAUGAAAUAGCCUGUACAUUUUAAAAUGUUGUCACCAAGUUAUGUAAAUCCACAUGUGUAAACAACUUUUUUAAGUAAUUUUAAAAAAUAAACUGCUUACUACUUGUU